AUGGGAAUUUGUGCCAGCACUAAAUAGAUCUAAGUUCCUGCUCAUGAACAUGCUCCUGAGACAGAGUAUAAACCUUUCGUUUUCGACACAACUAUUCUUCCUGAAAAGCAACCAGAAGUUAUAUCAAAUAAAACACACACUGUCGCUGAUCGAAUUGUGCCUUAGCAUACUAUUGUCAAUUAAGCCAAAACAGAAUAUGAUUUGGCUCUUGAAGAAAUGUAUUGAUUUUGGAUCAUAUUUAGGCACAAUAAAUCAUUAGCAGUAUUUGAGGAUAGUAAGUUUCCACCUGUUCGAAGUAGCCUUUCAUCUGAUCCCAAUUUUAAGAAGGGAAAAGACAUUGCAUGGAAGAGACCAGAAUAGUUUUUACAGUCUGGUCAAAUCAAGUUGUUUGACGUAUUAAUCCAUAUAAAAUCAAUAGUCAAUUGAUCCAAUGGACAUCAAGUAAGGAGAACUUGGAGAUUGCUAUUUUUUAAGUUCCUUGUCUGCUUUGGCUGAAAUCCCCUAAUAAAUCUAGAAAUUAUUCAGAAAUCAAGAGUAUUAAUAAAGCGGUAAGAGUAUUAUUUAAAUCUUUAAGGCCUUUAUGGUAUUUAUAUGUGUAAGAAUGGAGUUUUGCAGGAAAUAGUUGUGGACGAUCAUAUUCCUUGUAAUCUGUAAGGAGGUCCGAUAUUUUCAAAAGCAAAUGGAAACGAAUUAUGGGUGCUUCUGUUGGAAAAAGCUUAUGCUAAAUUAUUUGGGUCUUAUCAUAAAAUUGAAUCAGGAUUAGCAAGUUGUGCCUUAAAGGAUUUAACUGGAGCUCCAAGCGAAUAUUUUAUCAGAAAAGGGGAAACCUUAAAAGAUGCUGAUUUAUGUUGGGAGUUCAUGGAGAAAAAUGACAAACAAAAAUACAUAUUGACAGCAUCCUCAGAAACUAAUGAAUAAGGUGUAGAAUUAGACAAUGGAGGUGGUAUAGUAUCAUAGCAUUGCUAUGCAAUUUUGGAUGUGCAAAGAGUGACUGGAAGUGAUGGACAACCUGAUAGAAUCAUUAAGAUAAGAAAUGUAUUACAUUUAGUAUAAAUUUGAAUAGCCUUGGGGUAGAAAAGAAUGGACAAAGGACUGGAGUGAUAAUUCUGCAAAAUGGACACCUGAAUUAAGAUAGAGAUUAUAAGUAUAAUAAAAGGAUGAUGGAAUCUUUUGGAUGAGUGUUAAAGAUUUCAUAACUGAAUUUAGUUAGGUUUGUGUUUGCAAAUUUAAACCAGAUUAUUUCUAUACAGCCACAACGUUGUAAGUUAAUGCUUAGGACACGAUUACAACAAAAGUGAUCUUGAUGAAGGUGUAUUAGAAAUCACAUGCAUUUAUUUCUUUGACCUAAUCGGAUAAACGAUUUUUCUAAAAAGGUCAUUAAUAUUCACUAGCCAGAUUGAUAAUUGGUGAAUUAGACAAGAAUACAAAAGAAGUUUUACAUUAUUCAGGUUGCGCAUUUGAUAAUGAGAGGGAUAUCGUUGUUGAAAAGUUAUUUGAACCUGGAUAUUAUGCUUUAUAUAUUGAAGUAGAUUGGGCUUAAAAUUAUGAUCGAUAUUUAGCCAUUUCUUGUUACGGAUCAAAUUCAGUCUAAUUUUCUGAGUUGCAAUUUCAAUCUGGUCAAGAAAAAUUGGCUAUCAGUACAAUCUUUGAUGGAUUUCUGAGAGCACAUGAGAGAGACACUGACGAGGAAAAGGUUAAAGAUAUUGAACCGGGAAUUAGAAGGAUUUCUGGAGUCGUUGGUGGCUAUCUUUAUUAUUGGUAUCAAAAUUAAACAACCAAAAAAACUCUUUAGGAACUUCUUCAUUUGGAUAAAAUAUAAAACUUAGAAAUCUGUCCUCCUUAUACGAACCCUGCUGAUGUUCAAAUACAAUGCAAGCCUCUUUCUACUGUCAUGGUCAAAUAUAGAGUUACUAAACAAGGUGGAGGUUCCUAUGGAUACGCAUUGAAAUGUUAAACACAAGUUGUCGAAGCCAAAUCUGAAUAAGAUAUCAUUCAACAAGCUCUCCAUAAGCCAGAUUAAAAAGUUUAGAGAGCCAUAUAAGGAUAAGUAUAAUAUUUUACAUAAAAAGAAUAUACAAGUCUUCUUUUAUCUUGUUAAGUUCCCUGCUGGAGUUGCUUUCUUUUAUGAAAAUAAGGAAUCUAAAACCUAUUAAGAAACCAUUACAUUUGAAGUCACCAACCUGAAAGGAGUAGGCAUAGAUAUUUCCAGAGAUGUAGUCGUAGAAAUUACUCCUGGGCAAUCAAAACUUAUCUAAUUGCAAUCCAUCGAUCCAAGCAAAGGAUACUCAUACAAAUAAUCGAUUAUGUUUAAGUUAAUAUGAG
Messenger RNA from Paramecium octaurelia, 2322 nucleotides. The record is from the annotation of a GenBank genome assembly. NCBI's taxonomy places the organism in Eukaryota, Ciliophora, Oligohymenophorea, Peniculida, Parameciidae.